CAGUCAGUAUCAAUCUGACGGGCUCUCGAGCAGGUCGAGCCAAUCUAUUCCCCUCCCGAAAGCAUCGUUUGUUAUUCAGUGCUAUGCGGUGUCGCGAAUAUAAUUGACAAGAGACGGUACCGCUCACUCUCGAAAGCUAUUUUCGGACGGCGCGCGUAUUAUAUAAAUACAUAAAACUCGUUUGUUCGCCAACACUUGCCUCAAUUCGCUUUGCAUCGCACCAGAGGAGUUUCAUUGAGCUUCGACGAGAUGCUCAAGAAAAGCAAUGAGUACAAGAUGCACCUGAGCAAGAUCAAUGGUCAUCCGAUCAACGGGGAGUCGGGCAUGAUGAUCAAGUCGAUGGUCGAUCACCACGAGCACCACCUCAACCUGCAGCCGCAGCACCACCAGCAGAACGGCGGCCGGUGCGCGAGUUCCCACAACCCGCCGCGGCAGCAAGACAGCGGCCUCGGCAGUACCCUGUACCCUGAGGAGGAAGACACUUCCUCCGACUGCAGCCCGGCGGCUUCCGAGAGCCCCAGCCCCGCGCCCCAGGGCCUCCAGGUCUCCGCCAGCGCCCCACCCUUGCCGGCCAACCCACCCCCGAACAUCUCUGCCAAUCUCGCCAAGGGAAAAGUGAUCAUCAGACCGGUGGCCUGCAGACCAACCCCCAGCCCUGGCGCCAGGUUGCUCGGCGGCAGGAUAGGUGAGCGCUAUGGCUCCACUCCAAGUCUAGUGCAUAGACCUGGAUCCAGACUUGCAUUGUAUGGAAGCAGCAAUGACCUACGGCCCUACAGCGGAAGCACAGUGACCAACUACAACUCGCUCGACCGCAAACUGACUUCGGCCAGCUCAGGUCGUUUCGACGUCAUGAGUCCGCCGUCACGCCGCGUCGGCCUCUACCUUUGCGACCCCUCGUCAAAUACCUGCACCUCUCUGCCACCCGUGCCGCCGCCACCGAUUCCCCAUGACAGCGGAAGCAGCAGUAGGGGCAGUUUACCACCCUCGCCGGAGGGUUCGGACACUGGAGAACUGGAGCUCGCGUUGCGGGAGCGAGACGCCGAAAUCGGACAGCUGAGGGACACCCUGGAGCGCAACGAAGCGGCCAUUUUCACUGUUUACGAGGAGAAGGAACGCGCCUGGGAAAGGGAGCUCAGGAAAUUGCGGGCGCUGUACGAAACGCGCCUCAGGGCGAGCCAGCAGAAGUCCCUGAGGGUUGAGCAGACCCUCGCCUCGCACACCUACCAGUUACAACAAGAAAUUCGGCGGUUGAAACAAGACCUCAAUGCGGCGAAUGUUGAAAAUCAGAACAAUUCUUCACUCGUGAGCGAGCUGCGCCAAGAACUUGCCGUCCUCAGGACCAGACUUGACGACACUGAAUGGGGUUUGUGCCACAAGUCGGGCGAACUGGCCCUCAUCAAGGCCCAACUCAAAGACUCUCAGGGUGAACAAGCUAAUAGAAGUCAUGAUCUGAUCAAUCUCCGGGCCGAGUUAAGAGACACAAACGCCAAACUGGAAGCCAGUGAGAAAAAAGCCGAGCAACGUCUUGCUCAGGAACGAGCCGCUUUUCAGGAAGAACGCCUCACAUGGCUUAGGGAAAAAGAGCAGGUUCUCCACUACCAGCGAAGGUUGCAGCUCAACUAUGUUCACAUGUACCGCCGCACUCGCACCCUGGAAAACCAGCUCGAAGGUCUCAACAUCAAAAGCCCAAUCAGCAACUCGGUGCUCGACGACGAGAACCCAAAGGCUGUGCUUUUGAAGCCUGUUGCGAGAAAAACUUUGACCCCUACCAAUUCAACUACUCUCGUACCUGCCCUCGAUAAUCACACUAUUGAGCUGUAGUGAAAAAUAAUUUCAGUAUUUUUCUUGAUUCUUUUACUGAUGCUGUUAAUAUUUGUGCCUAUUUUUAAAAUGUAAAUAUCCAUUUAAAAUAUUAAUUCUAUAUCCUGACUUAACAAAAACAACUUUUGUGAAUAUAAUUAUUAAUUGUAUAAAUAUUUUUAUAAUUUGAUCCACCACUGACGAAGAAGAGCUUGUUCUUGCAAUUAGUAUGUAGCACAAACGCAGCCAACUCCUUUUAAUUCUUUGUAGCUACCAAGUAGCAGACGCUUUGUCAAGGAACUGCAAAAAUUAAUCUCUUAAUCUUUUUAAUUGCGAUCAUUUAUGUUCACCCUUUUGUAAUUUAUUUGAUUCUUUAUUCCUUUAUAACUUUAGAAAAAAGUGUAUCAUGUACUGUUGAGAACAAAAAAAAGUCAUAAAAAUUUUACCUAAAAACUUAUUUUGACGUGGUUUCUUCUUGCUAGGCUUAAAUAAAUUUACGCAAAUACAAAUUUUUACUUUUGUUUUGCUUAAUUUAUUCACAUUUUUUAAAUUACCAAUUGCAAUGAAUGAAAUAUACAUAUU
Messenger RNA from Neocloeon triangulifer, 2382 nucleotides. RefSeq names its product leucine zipper putative tumor suppressor 2. Lineage: Eukaryota; Metazoa; Arthropoda; Insecta; Ephemeroptera; Baetidae. The record is from RefSeq and is a predicted model, not a curated record. The coding region runs from base 250 to 1821 and encodes 523 amino acids. The transcript is spliced from 9 exons.